GCUCUUAACUCCGAGUCAACUCUGAUCUGUGACAUCGUUUCGUACUGCUGAAGUUUGAUCGCCUGUUCCGAAGUAGUGUGAAGAAAUUAAAAGGCAGAAAUGAAGACUGAAAUGAAGAAGACGCUUCUUAUGAACAUGUUUAUCAAUAGAUCUUAUUUGUUACUUUUCGUUUCAUGGAGUGUCUCCGCCGAUAAAUCCGCGCAAUCAAACCCAAUCAGAGAAGUGAUCUUUGAUUCAAGCAAACAGAGCAGUCUGCAAUGGACGUCCUCUCCACCAAAAUCUUGGAAAGAAACAUACAUGCAGCUUGGGAAGGAUUAUAAACACUAUGUCUACCAAGCCUGUAACCCCAUAUUCAGUAAGAGUCCCCAGACAUUAUGGACCAAUUGGAUACCCAAGCAAGAUGCCCAUGAGAUUCGGCUGGACCUUAGUUUUGCCCAAGAGGACCAGCAACCUGUCUAUAUUUAUGUCCAAGGAUCUGACCAACCUCAGGAUCAAUACUUUGGGAGACCACAGGAAGCUGUUCAUGAGAUCACAGCCCAAAAUCAAUUUCCUGUUGGAGAUUUUCCUCGGGAUGAGAACCUGAACCAUGUUCAGGGUCUUUAUUUAGGAAAAAUCUUUCAGAAGGGCUUUCACCUAGGAUUUUCCUACAGCGGAGGGUGCAUUUUUAUUGCUUCUGUCCAGCUAUUCUUCAUGAAGUGUCCAACAUUUUCAUGGAGCCAAAUGAAGUUUGAAGAAACACCAGCAGGAUCAGGGUUAAGAAAGGGAGUAUGUGUAAAUAAUGCAGUGGAGAUCUCUGCCCCAGUGAUGAAGUGUCAGUCAAACGGGACAUGGGGUCCACCUCAGGGAUUAUGUGCUUGUCAUGCAGGAUACCAGGCCGAGGGAAACAUUUGCAAAGCUUGUAGGUUGGGCAGCUUUAAACCAGCAAAUGAAAGUGGAGGAUGUUUGCCUUGUCCUCCCAGAAGUACAACACAUCGAGAAGGUGCAUUUCAGUGUGACUGUGAACAGGGUUAUGCACGCCUGCAGAGUGACCCUCCCCAGCUGGGAUGCACAAAACCUCCAUCAUCCCCAGUCAACUUAACCUCCCAGCAUUCAAGUGACACAGCUGUGACUCUACAUUGGGCUCCGCCUGCAGACCUGGGUGGAAGAGCUGAAGUUGAAUAUGAUGUGCAGUGUAAACAGAGACAAGAUGCAUCUGGGGAUCAGUGGGUUCCAUGUGAGAACACGGUGUUGAUUCUCCCUUCCACCACUGGAUUGAAAUACACAGCAGUCAAUAUCACCAAAAUCGAGCCUGAACUGGAUUAUCAUCUGUCUGUCACAGCACGCAAUGCCAUAUCUAUUAAACUUGGAACUGAUCACUCCAUACAGUCAACUAUCAUCUACAAAGCAAGAGAUCCAUUCAGUAUAUUGCCCAGUCCUGGUCCCAUAACCCAUCCCAAACAGGUGCUCUUUUCUGGUCUAAUUGCUGCUCUACUGUGUGGUAUCCUGAUUCCCUUCAUUCUCAUAGCUGUAUUCUUCUUUGUAAGGCGUCGCUACAGGAAACUCAGUGAUGAUGAGCAAGCGGUGUUCAUAUCCCACACUGGUGUGACAUUUCAACGUAUUGACGAACCACAAUACACAGCUCAAUCUGAGCAAAUCACUAGCUCAGUUCAGAUGCUGGAGGGGGUGAGUUCCAGACUGCUGUGUGGUCUAAGAGAUGUGCUGGUGGAGCGUACUAAAUUAACGAUGGGCAAAGAGCUUGGGAAAGGAGAAUUUGGGGCAGUCUAUGAGGGCAUAUUUUCCCCUCAAGGAGGAGAAGACAUCAAAGUGGCAGUGAAAACCAUGAGAGUUGGAAUCCACAGUCAAGAGGAUCUGGAGUCCUUUCUCAAGGAGGCAGAAAUUAUGCGAUAUUUCGAUCAUGACAAUGUAGUUAAAUUGCUUGGGGUUGCACUAGAACGAGAUCCACAGUCCUCCAUCCCUGUACCUCUUGUAAUUCUUCCAUUCAUGAAACAUGGAGACCUACGGCGCUUUCUUAUAGCCACUCGCUACGGCGAUGUUCACAUGUUUGUGCCUUAUCAGAGUCUUCUGCGUUUCAUGAUUGACAUUGCUGCAGGAAUGGAGUAUCUCAGCUCUCAGGGUUUCAUACACAGAGACUUGGCUGCUCGUAAUUGCAUGUUGGGGGAUGACCUGCGUGUGUGUGUAGCUGACUUCGGCCUGUCUAAGAAGAUCUAUUCCAGCAACUACUACAGGCAGAAAGUGGCUGUGAGAAUGCCUGUAAAGUGGAUGGCCAUAGAGAGCCUGUCUGAGUCUGUUUACACUACUAAGAGUGAUGUGUGGUCUUUUGGAAUAACCAUGUGGGAGAUCACAUCCAGGGGGAGGACACCUUAUCCGGGCAUCCCCAAUCAUGAGCUCCUGGACAUGCUGGAAAGUGGACACCUUCUCAAACAGGGGGACAACGACAGCAAUUUAUAUGAGGUGAUGUUGAGCUGCUGGCACAGAGAUCCCACUCAGAGGCCAUGUUUUGGAGAGCUGGGCCAGAAACUCAAAGCUCUUCUAUCUGAGCUUCCUCCCCUGGAGGCCAGCAAGGACGCCCACUACAUCAACCAGGCCCUAGAGGCAGCCAGUGAUCGGCAGGAUGCUGCAGAGGACCUGGAUCCUGAGGUGGAAGGGGCUGUAAACAACAUAUAUCUACCCGAACCUGUUGGCAGAUUUGUGUGCAAUUCCAGACCAGUGGAGGAAAAAGAGGAGGACGGAUACCUGCUGUGGAAUAAAAAUGAAUGAGCAUGGGCCAUGCUUGGUCUCUAUUGGUACUUAUGGCACAUACAGGGCUAGUUGUCACAUGGUGACGUUGAUAAAAGGGCUGUAAUCUCACUAACUAAUUUUGAAUCAAAAGUGCAGUUACACAAAUACAGUAUUCUUGUUUUCUCUAGAAGAGGUUUUGUAUGUUGUUUUCAAACACCUCAACACAGUUUUACAGUUUUUCUCAGUCACGUUGGCUCAAUUCUUGAAUGAGAAUAAUUCUCAAAACAUUAAGUUCAGAUCUCUGAACGGUUAGUUUCUUGUUCACACCAUAUUUGAAUUUCGUAUUAAUUUAAGCAAAUUGCACGUGUUUUGGCACACGUGUGCAUAAAAGUACAAUUGUCUACAAUUUGCACAAUAACUAAAUGCAUAUAGCUUGCUGAUCAAAACUGAGGAGUUGAUUCUCAGUGAAACUGUCAUAUUCUUCACAACUUCUAAACAUUCUUUCGUGUGAGCCAUCACAUGCAAAAUGAUCCAUUCAGUUAUCAAAAUCUGUCAGACAUAUAUAUAUAUAUAUAUAUAUAUAUAUAUAUAUAUAUAUAUAUAUAUAUAUAUAUAUAUAUAUAUAUUAGUUAUAUUAUACUUGUUGACCCCUCUCCAAACAUAGCGCUUAUGGUUGUGACCAUAAAGCUCUAUUUUGGUCUUGUCACUCCAAAUUACAAUGUGCCAGAAGUUGUGAGGCGUGUCAAGGUGUUGUCAGGCAUAUUGUAACCGGGCUUUUUUGUGGCAUUGGCUUCUUUCUGGCAACUCGACCAUGCAGCAAAUUUUUGUUCAAGUAUCGUCGUAUUGUGCUCCUUGAAACAACCACACCGUCUUUUUUCAGAGCAGCCUGUAUUUCUCCUGAGGUUACCUGUGGGUUUUUCUUUGUAUCCCGAACAAUUCUUCUGGCAGUUGUGGCUGAAAUCUUUCUUGGUCUACCUGACCUUGGCUUGGUAUCAAGAGAUCCCUGAAUUUUCCACUUCUUAAUAAGUGAUUGAACAGUACUAACUGGCAUUUUCAAGGCUUUGGAUAUCUUUUUAUAUCAUUUUCCAUCUUUAUAAAGUUACAUUACCUUGUUACGCAGGUCUUUUGAAAGUUAUUUUCUGCUCCCCAUGGCUCAGUAUCUAGCCUGCUCAGUGCAUCCACAUGAGAGCUAACAAACUCAUUGACUAUUUAUACACAGACACUAAUUGCAAUUUAAAAAGCCACAGGUGUGGGAAAUUAACCUUUAAUUGCCAUUUAAACCUAUGUGUGUCACCUUGUGUGUCUGUAACAAGGCCAAACAUUCAAGGGUAUGUAAACUUUUGAUCAGGGCCAUUUGGGUGAUUUCUGUUAUCAUUAUGAUUUAAAAAGGAGCCAAACAACUAUGUGAUGAUAAAUGGCUUCAUAUGAUCACUAUACUUAAAUAAAAGACAGUUUUUUUGCAUGAUCAGUCAUAUUUUCAAAAUCAAUGCCAAAAUGUCACAAUUUCUGCCAAGGUAUGCAAACUUUUGAGCACAACUGUGUGUGUGUGUGUGUGUAUAUAUAUACAGUAUAUAUUCCAUAAAUAUCUAUGACAUGGAAUGUUUUUUUAUUGUUGCGUUUUUUUUUUUUUUUUUUUGCAUGGAUGUCAUUUUAUGGCAAUUUUCUGUUCACUAUAUAUGACUUAACAUGUAAGAAAUGUGUAUAAAUGGACAUGCAAAUCUGAAUUUUCUGUUCACAUGUAACUCAUUGCUACAAAAAUACAUUUACAAUGUGCAUAUCCUUUUUCUGUGUACUACAGUAUUGUACAGUAUUGUCUUUUCCCAGUAAACUUUUAUCUACUGUUGAUAUCAUUAUCUAAAAAGCUCCAUGUGAUACACGAUAGCAUUCAGCUAGACAAAACUGACAUUCCUGUAUAGUACAGUAAGCAGUCAGUGUCAACAAAAAUGUAGAACAAAAAUGAAAUUUGUGUAUAACAAACAUUUCCAGGGUUGACUACCAUGGUAAAAAAAACUCAAUUUUUUUACCAGUACGGCUCACACGAUGACAAAAAAAAAAAAGCUUUUCAUUUUGGUGGUAUUAGCCGAUUUACUGACACAAUAACUAGGUUUUGAAGCAUGGAUUAAAUGUUUUGGGUGAGUUACUACAUUUUGCAGACAUGCAAUAGUUGCGAUGUCCCAUAAAACAGUUGUGACAAUUGCAGUUUAGAGAAUGUUAAGACUGUUUCAAAAAAUGAGCCAAAUCUAUUUUGGGGGUGGGGGGUUGUGCAUGUUGAGGUCACAAAUAUAAUGGUCCUCUUUGGUCCUUUAAUAUAGUAAAGGCUCUGAAUGCAAUAAUUUUCUGAAUAAAGACUUUAAAUGUGAUAAAGGCCCAAAAUGUUAUACUUUUUGGUUUUAAAAGAUACACGUUCACACAGAAGUUCGCACAGUACAAGACAAACACUGUGUCUACAUUGCUAGCAAUUUGCCUGUUGUAUUAAUCUUUUCCUUCUUUUUUGUGCUGUAUGAUCAAAGAAAUCAUUUUUUCAUCAUUGAUGUAUCUGUAAAAUGACAUGACUGUGUCAGCUGGCUAGCAAAAAGAAAAUACACAAAAUUAUUUACUGCCCUCAAGUUGUCCCUCAU
Myxocyprinus asiaticus (Chinese sucker) is the source of this 5336-nucleotide messenger RNA. RefSeq names its product ephrin type-A receptor 7-like. Gene Ontology annotation, molecular function: protein binding; ATP binding; ephrin receptor activity. Bases 100 to 2757 code for a protein of 885 amino acids. Gene Ontology annotation, cellular component: plasma membrane; signaling receptor complex. NCBI's taxonomy places the organism in Eukaryota, Metazoa, Chordata, Actinopteri, Cypriniformes, Catostomidae. The record is from RefSeq and is a predicted model, not a curated record. The transcript has 15 exons. Gene Ontology annotation, biological process: cell surface receptor protein tyrosine kinase signaling pathway; protein phosphorylation; positive regulation of kinase activity.